Lathyrus sativus (Indian pea) is the source of this 459-nucleotide messenger RNA. The record is from the annotation of a GenBank genome assembly. NCBI's taxonomy places the organism in Eukaryota, Viridiplantae, Streptophyta, Magnoliopsida, Fabales, Fabaceae.
AUGGAUAACUAUUCAAACCAUGAAAAUGGAAGAAUAUGGAUCCAUUGGGAUGAUAAUAGAAGGAACAUGGCUCUCUUGGAAAGCACGAAUCAGUUGAUUCAUUGUAAGGUCAAUGAUGUCAAUGGCAAUUUCCUGUUUUGGAUGACAGCCAUUUAUGCACAAAACCAGCUGCAGCGCAGAAAGGAAUUGUGGCGCGACAUAGAAAAGAUAAAUGCACAGCAAAAUGGACCUUGGAUCCUAGUAGGUGACUAUAAAAAUGUGAUGAAAACUGAAGAGAGAAUUGGCGGUAAUGACGUUACAGAGCACGAAUACAUAGACUUGAUUGAGAUGAUGAGUAAAACGGGACUAUAUGAAAAAGAUAGUGGGGGAGACUACUUCACAUGGUCGAAUAAACAGGGAGAUAAUGCUAUUUACUCUAGAAUUGAUCAUGUCAUAUGCAAUGUUGAGUGGCUACAAUAA